Molecule: messenger RNA, 2077 nt
Organism: Miniopterus natalensis
Lineage: Eukaryota; Metazoa; Chordata; Mammalia; Chiroptera; Miniopteridae
Source: RefSeq, a predicted model, not a curated record
GCUGCCUCAUUUAAUCUUCAUGACACCCAUCGGAUGCACAUACUAUUACCAGCCCCAGUUUUGAGGUUCAUAAGGGAGAAAUACCUUGUCCAAGGUUGUGCUUGGCUAGUAAGUGGUAGAGUUAGGAUUUGCACCCCGGCAGUGAGAUGUCAGAGCUCAUGCUUAUAACACCACCGUCCACCUCUUUCCAGCCUCCUGAGCCUGGCUGGCCUCACCCGCAGUCUGUGCUCAGUUCUAGGGCUCUGAAGGCCACGGGCAUGAUGCUUCGGGUUCUGGUGGGGGCUGUCCUCCCCACCAUGCUGCUGGCUGCUCCACCGCCCAUCAACAAGCUGGCACUGUUUCCGGACAAGAGUGCCUGGUGCGAGGCCAAGAACAUCACCCAGAUCGUGGGCCACAGCGGCUGUGAGGCCAAGUCUAUCCAGAACAGAGCGUGCCUAGGACAGUGCUUCAGCUACAGUGUUCCCAACACCUUCCCACAGUCUACAGAGUCCCUGGUGCACUGCGACUCCUGCAUGCCAGCCCAGUCCAUGUGGGAGAUUGUGACGCUGGAGUGCCCCGGCCACGAGGAGGUGCCCAGGGUGGACAAGCUGGUGGAGAAGAUCGUGCACUGCAGCUGCCAGGCGUGCGGCAAGGAGCCGAGUCACGAGGGGCUGAGUGUCUACGUGCAGGGCGAGGAUGGCCCGGGCUCCCAGCCGGGUACCCAUCCCCACCCCCAUCCUCACCCCCACCCUGGCGGGCAGACCCCUGAGCCCGAGGAACCCCCUGGGGCCCCCCACACCGAGGAAGAGGGGGCUGAGGACUGAGGCCCUCGACUCUUCCUCCCCUCUCGUCCCCCGUGGAAUGCUGGGGGAAGCGUGUGGGGAGAGGCUGGAGCCCCCCUUUGGCACUGGAUGGACUUGGAUUCAGACUUGGACUUGGAAUGCUUCCCGGUUGCCAUGGAGAUCUGAAGGGAGGGGUUGGAGCCAAGCUGCACAAUUAAUAUAUUCAAAAGUCGGGGGAGGAAGCCGAGGUCUUCAGGGUUCUUUUUUGGAGGGGGGGUUCUAUUCCUUUCUGCCUCCUAGAGAUGUGCCCUUUGGAGGGGAAGGAAGUUGGCUAAGCUGCUGAGGUAAGGGUGAGGCCAUCCAAGAUGGCAGGAGCCAGGCCAAGGCCCAUGCAGCCUCUGGUGGGGCAGGGCCCCUGGUACAGUGGUAGAGCUGGGCCCUGAGCUGAGGGUGGGCACCUUGCCAGAAGUGGCCCUGAGGGAGGGCUGGGUCCGGGCUAGGAAGACCACUGGCCGAGGCAGGGAGCUCCAGCCCCACAGGCCUCUCCAAAGACUUCCCACCCCAUGCCCAUGCCCAUGCCCAUGCCCAGGGCAGCUUCUCCCGGUGGCACUGAAGAGGCCCUCCCUCCAUGCUUGGGAGUCAGGCCUGGGCAGGACCCUGCUGACUCAUGGCCCUGGAGCCAGGGGCCAGGCUCUUUGGGCCUCUGGCUUUUUGGCUUUCCAGGGAGGGAGGCAAGGAGGAGUCUUCCUAGGCCAGGGGGUGGGAACGAACCCCCCCACCCCGGACCAUCACCUAGAAGAGCCUCCCUCCCUCUUCUCAAAUCUUAGUGCCUCCCACUGCCCCCGAAGUUCUAGGCCCCUCAGAAAGCAUAUGGAGCCAGCCUCACCCUGCUUUGGGAACUCUAAAUAUCUGAUGGUGGGGAGGAGUCUCCCUUACUCAGAUUCCAAGGAGGGACCUGGGUGGGAUGGAUUCCACCUGAGCCUCAAGAAAGGAAGAGGUAGUGAAGGCUCCUGUGGGUGGGGUGUUCACUGUGGCUCUCUAGCUGCCCAAUCCCACCGGCCUGCCCCCUCCCACUGCACUUUAACCCUAGAGGGGGUGCGGGACCCGGACUGGGGCCCUGGGGCUGGGCAGAUGGGCAGGAAGAACUGCCUGUGUCCACUAGUCUGUGCCCAUGGCUUCCAGCACCGCCGGCCCCCUGCCUGGGGGUGCCCCGCCCCUCACGGCUGUUCUGACAAGAGCUUCUGGAGCUUGUAACCAGUAGAUUGUCUCCCUGCCGGACCCUGAGUGUUCUCAUGAAUAAAUUCGUUGAAAGCCUG